UUUAUUGUAAACAAAUAUUCUGUUAUUAAUGUGCUUAUUAUUCUUGAUUUUAACAAACUAUCAUUGAACAAUGUUUAUAAUAUAUAAUUUUAUUGCUUAAGCAAUAAAAAAAAGACUACCAAGCUAUGUAAGUUUCUUGAUGUAAUUUUCAAGUCUGAUUUCUUUUUUAUGAGAUUUCAUGGCUUCAGAUCCUGGAAUUUGUUGUUUCCAGCAUUGUGGUCCAAAAAUAUUUUGCUUAAAAUUGCCUAAAAACUGUCCAGCUUGUAAUUCAGAUUUAACAAAGGCUGAAUUUGCUUUUGUUCCUUUCAGAUUACCUUACCCAUUUGUAAAGGCUUUACAAUAUCCGUGUUCAAUUAUUAUAAAACCAACUGUAGGAGAUUUUUUAAAUGAUUACUAUAACUCAAGUGACCUACAUAUUGGAGUGACCACCUCUAGUGGUGUUAUAGUGGAGUUUGAUCGAUUGGGUUUACGGAGGCAUUGGUCAACUCAGUGGGAUCAGUGUUUAUUGGUAGACAGUGCCCCAGAAGCUUGGUCACAACAUUGGGAUCAAACUUUAUUAGAAAUUUGCAAAAAACAUUCACAAUGGAAUGCAAGUUUAUAUAACGAAACAACAUAUAACUGCUAUACAUUUGUUCUUGCUUUUUUAAAGGCAUUAAAGUUUGGUAGCAUUAGUGAAGCCGCUUGUGAUGACACAGGGUUUUGUGAAAAAUACAUUGUUCCUAGAACAACUACAGCUGGGAAGUAUAUUUCAUUAUAUCGAAAACUUAGGGAUCACAAAUAUUAUAUUCAUAAAAGUAGUUAGCAGCUAGUAAAAUAAUAUAUUUGAUGAAUUUUGAUAGCUGAUUGUUCAUGUCAGUUGUGAUAUUUGGAGAAAGCAUUCAAGAAGAAUGAGUGAUUUAAGAAUUGUUUUCGAUACAUAAGAAAAAGUCGUGACCUGCAUAUUUUUGUAUAUAUAAAUUAAUAUAACUUAAAGUAUUUAAAUGAAUAAGGUACCAAAUAUCUAUAAGUGGUAAAAUGCCCAAAAUAAUUAAUAAAAGUUAAAAAUAUUGCAAGCUAAGUUCAAACUUUUGAUUCGUACAAAUGGUCAAAGAUUUAUAAGC
Ctenocephalides felis (cat flea) is the source of this 1100-nucleotide messenger RNA. RefSeq names its product MKRN2 opposite strand protein. The record is from RefSeq and is a predicted model, not a curated record. The transcript is spliced from 4 exons. Bases 179 to 802 code for a protein of 207 amino acids. NCBI's taxonomy places the organism in Eukaryota, Metazoa, Arthropoda, Insecta, Siphonaptera, Pulicidae.